Molecule: messenger RNA, 1918 nt
Organism: Dreissena polymorpha
Lineage: Eukaryota; Metazoa; Mollusca; Bivalvia; Myida; Dreissenidae
Product: protein white-like
Exons: 4
Coding region: 5-334 (109 amino acids)
Cellular component (GO): membrane
Molecular function (GO): ABC-type transporter activity
Source: RefSeq, a predicted model, not a curated record
UCUGAUGUUCGGUGGAUUUUUCCUCAACGCUGAUUCAAUACCCAAGUAUUUCAUCUGGCUCGAAUAUUUAUCCUGGUUCAAAUAUGCCAAUGAGAUCGUUGCUGUCAACCAAUGGCAGAACAUUGAUGUCAUAGAGUGUGCCUCCGCGACAGGAAAUAGUUCUACUUGUAACACGGACUGCCUGUACAAGAGUGGCGAGAGCGUGUUAAAGUACCUGAACUUUGACCAGGACAGGGUAUGGCGGGACGUGGGGCUGCUUUUCGCCAUGCUUGUGGGUUACCGCCUGAUUGCCUUCAUCAUACUCUUCAUCAAGGCUCGAAGAUCAAAACAGUAGAUAGUGGAAGACGUCAUUAGGACCGGUGACCUAAUAUCGCUUCAAAAAUAACAAAAUAACGUCACAUCACUUUGUUUGUUGCAAACAUUGAACACACGUCUCUUUUAGAUGUGAAUCUUAUGAGUUUCACAUCUUAUGAGUUUCACUCAUAACAAUAUUUAUGUUAACAACCAUGGGGUGUAACUCAUGGUUUCAUUCAAGGGAAGUAACAAAUUAUUUCAGCGACGGCUUUUACUCGUUCGUGGCUUUCGCUUUUUUUGCGAUGGACGCUUGAAAUGGAAACAUAUGAGUCGCGUUCUGACUCAUAGGCUAAUCAGGAACGGCACUUUCCGCCUUAACUGGAUUUUCUUGUAGAAGAGACUUCCUUUCAACGAAAAAUACCCUAAAAGCGGAAAGUGUCGUCCCUGAUUAGCCUGUACGGACUGCACAGGCUAAUCUGGAUGACACUUUGCGCACAUGCAUUAUGCACAGUUUUCUCAGAACGCGACACAUAUUCACGGACCUUUAUACGUUAUGAAUCCCAAAGUGAAGUCUAUCUUGCCAUGUAGUUCGGGCCAUGACUUUGUUUAAUGUCUUUGUUUCAUAGUUCUAUCAUCGAGCAUUCUGAUCAGUAUAACCACCCCUGUACGUCGAUAAUCCAAACUGAGUUGGAUAAUUUAAACUGAAGAAAAAAAUGUCGACCGAAACUGAAAGUGAAACUGAAAGGAAGGUGAUUAUUUUAUCAUUUCUGCUAAUUUAGUAACUAUAAAGACGUAAUUGUUCUACACAUGUGAUAAUAAAUGUCUGACUCACACAUGCGUUUUGAGUUUUUCAAUGAUUAAAUAGUUUUCUAAUAAAAAACGAUAAAUUUGUUUUCGUAAAAUACUAAUUUUCAUGAAAUGCGACCUAUGUGUUGAAUUAUUGACACGUUAAUUGACAAAAGAGUGAACGAAACUGUAACAGAGAUAUGCCAACGUAUAUCAUGAAAUUUCUGUGGAUAAUAACCAGCUCAAAAUGGAUAAUACACAAACUGCGAUGUAUUGAACAUGUUUUCCAAAGACAGGUUAGAUAUUAUUCUUUGAAAACAACCAUUUAUAACCAAAACACACACGAUUUGUAUAAUGGAAUAAAAAAAAACUUUCAACGAACAUCAACAUUCAUUUAUUUGUUAUAAGUGAUAUCAAUUUCAACGGAACUUGCAUAUAUAUACAAUUGAGACUAGAAGUAAAAAAGCAUGCAAAGUUUGCACUCUGCGUACACAGACAUGCCAUAACACGGGUUCCAUGUCAUUUUGGAUAUAACUAAAAGCAUAGAAAUUUAAAAAUGGCGCUACUUAUUAUUAAUAAUCACUUGAUUUAAAGGGAUUCGAGUCGGAGCUUCAGGUUAAAGUGGCACUUGCCGCGCUGAUUCAUGUAUUUGUCACCAUAUUAGAGGUUUCGAAUAUUUUUUGAGGCAUUACUGAUCUGAUUCAUUAUACAUUAUAUCAGAACGAUUGCAUCGAAUGGUACACAAAUAUUUAAGGAGCAUAUCGACGGCUUGGUAUGGCAUUUUAAUUUCCGAAAUAUAUAUUUACACAUUGAAAAAAACCCAUAUUAAAUGAUUUCU